AUGGCUGGUGACCCAAGUCAAAACGUUCAUGGGGACUUGCUCCCACAUGUGCAUCUCUUGUCGACGUUUCGAUAUGCAUCGAUGCCGAGGGUUGACUUGCCCGAAGUAACGAAAUGGCUUCUGCAAGCGCCAAAGAUCGCUCGCGACACCGCGCCCUUUUACUGGACAUACCUCGAUUGCCCGCCCGACGGCUCAAUCUUCCUCACCUGGCAGCCGACUGCUCGCCGGGCCAACGAAUUUGCUAGCGACGGAUAUGUUUGGGUGGGGCCUGAGGUUUCCUACCAGCAGAGCGCGGGGAAUGGCUUGGGAUUGGAGAUUUUCUUUCAGAGGGCCGGUUACCGAAUCGGCGAGCAGUUCACCGUACACUCCAGGCGACGCUUCCGACUUUGCCCCCCGCAGGUGCCGAUGCCCAAUCUGCCCCAGGUCGACCCUAACCUCUGGAUCGUCCAUUAUGGGCCGGCCGAGAAGCCUGAUAGAAUGCCUGCCAAUGCGAUCGGCAUUCCGCCUCCGAUGCAACCGAUUCUCAGCUUCCGCCAACAUCUGUUCCAGAUGGGCCAAAUUGUCCGUAAGGAGUUUAUGCUGUCCGAUCGGGCUAUGGCCUACCCUCCGCACGCGGGCCCAGCGAUUGGCCCUACACCAAAGAGGAGGGGUGGGCAUCCCCCCGCGGGACACCAGGCUCAGAUGAUGGGUGCAGGGUAUCAGAGCAACGAAACUGCGUUUGACGACGAGGAGGACAUCUCUCGCGGCGACAUGUUCGAUCAUCUGAGCCCGCGCGAGUUGAGCAUGACCCGAUAUCAGCAAAACCACGAGUGGAUGGAGGAGAUACUAUCCUCCCCGUAUCGCAUUGGUCAGAUCGAGGCGGCGGAUCUUGGCCUGGGACGGAAAGGCGAACUUGCUUCGCUCACUGAGGGGAUUUUCGAGGCUCAGGGGGGCGAUGCGGUUUCCGCGGGACCCAAGAAACCAUACACCGGCCACCUCGGGGAAGGUCUUGCGGCCGAGUUCCGCAAGCGGGUCCAAGAGCGAAAUGAGGCCAUCGCGGCCGAGAAUGAACAACUCAAGGCGCAACACGAAGCAGUCAUGGCAAAGUUCAAGGGCAAUGCUGCGAUCAAGAAUGCGGAAAAAGACCUGCGCGGCGCCGUUGAAAGCACCGGGACUGAGAUAUGGCGGCUUGAGGGGCGGCUCGAGGACGGUGAUGAAGUUGGCAGUCAGUGGAACCAGGGCGCGUCCAAGUCGCUGGACGAGAUUGUUGCUCGUGUUGAGGAGCUGGUCAGCAAGCGUGCCGUCGUCGUCAACGACGUUCACCGCGUUCAGGACGGCGGUUAUCAGCAACCGGCGCCUGAACCAGAACUUCUGCAGCCGCAGCCUCAGGCACCGGCAGGUGCUAACCUACCAGGUGCUAUGUCCCGGCAGCCAUCCCAAGCCGGGUCUGGAGUCAUGAUCAGCGACUCAGACAUUGACAUGGGCGGCACAGCGGCCGGCCUGUUGGAUAUGCAUACCGGCUUCUCGUCUACAUCAAUCCCAAUGAACAGCUUCCCAAUCCCGCAGCCUCACCUAUCCGCCAUCCCCUCCAACGCUGCCACGCCAUCCAACCUCCACGUCCCUUCUCCUUCUCCUGCGCCUGUACCCGUCUCUCAACCCCCAGUGCAACAAGACACCCAAAUGGUUGAUGUCGAACCCCCCAAAGACGUUGCCACCGCACCCGACCAAGGCACCGGAAGCGGCGAUUGGGUCGUCGUCUCCAACGACGACACCAUCUCUCCGGCAGCUACCGCCUCGGCAACUCAACUCGCCGUUACCGCCGCCACCACGACAGCGGCAGAGAACAAGCUCGUCUCUGCGGCCGUCACACCUGGCGGCGGCGUCGGCGGUGGCAUCGCCGGUGGUCUAGACGCGGACAACAACGACUUUGGCUCGCUGGGCGACCUCGACACGGCCGGCGAUGCGCUGGCGAACUACGACCCGCCGAGCGGCGACGAGCUGAACCUGGACCUGGAGGACUCGGCGUUCGGAGACGCCUUCCACGGCGUCGAGCACGCUGGCAGCACGGGCGGCUACACUCUUGCUGGGAGAGGGCUUGUAGUACACCUAUUUUCUGCUCGCUGCGCUUGGAUGGAUGAGCGGUAG
This is a messenger RNA of Chaetomium globosum CBS 148.51, 2124 nucleotides long. RefSeq lists its product as uncharacterized. The coding region runs from base 1 to 2124 and encodes 707 amino acids. Gene Ontology annotation, biological process: chromatin remodeling. The record is from RefSeq and is a predicted model, not a curated record. The transcript has 4 exons. Lineage: Eukaryota; Fungi; Ascomycota; Sordariomycetes; Sordariales; Chaetomiaceae.